Molecule: messenger RNA, 3673 nt
Organism: Periophthalmus magnuspinnatus
Lineage: Eukaryota; Metazoa; Chordata; Actinopteri; Gobiiformes; Gobiidae
Gene: cracdla
Product: cracd like a
Exons: 9
Coding region: 838-3585 (915 amino acids)
Source: RefSeq, a predicted model, not a curated record
UUUCUGUGAUGAGAAGCUACGAUUAUGAGACUAUAUAUACACUAUUAAGUUAUGCUUACCACCUCCCACUUCCGCCCUCUCCCUUCAUUCCUCUUCCACUCCUCCCUUUGAAUGAAUGUAGCCGGGUGGCCUAGAUAGUGCUUCCAUCUCUGGAUGUUGUCCUGUGGGGGUCUUCAGUGAUGGGACAGACAGUAAUUUAGAUCAGAAUGUUUUUUAAAUGUGUUGGUGAGAUAUUAAUGCUUUUGAUUAUCAGUCAUAAUAUUUAUCCAAACAACAGAGAUGGUUAAUCAAAUAACAAGCAACUGUAUGGAUAGAUAUGUUCACAGAAGACAUUGCUGGACUUGUAAAAUAUAAACAGUGCAUCAUUUGUAAUUCCUGUACAUCUGUCCCCAUUCCAGCUGGGGCUUUUUCUCCUCUCAUUUCUGGGUCUAAAAAUCAGGUUAGCGUUUUAUAAGGAGCUUAGCGCAGAGGGCCACAGUGUGCCACUAAUGUAAUAGAAUAUCUCUCUCCCUCUCUCCCUCUCUCUCUCUCUCUCUCUCUCUCUCUCUCUCUCUCUUGCUCUUUCUCUCUUCAUUCUGUCCUCUUUUCUCUUUGUGCAUUUGCUUACUCUGUCAUGGAGUGACCUCUCUCUCUUUCUCAGCGCAUGUCUUUCAUUCUCCUUGGCUGUCAUCCCUCUUUCAGACUGCUUUGCCGUUGUAGAUGAAAUGCUGAGGUUUCCACAUCAGGACUGGGACAGUUUGUGAACAAGACAAACCAGGCAGGGAAAGUAGAGGACAGGGACAAGGAGACACACUGCUGCUCCCACUGACAUACGGAGAAGACAUACACAGAAUACACAUGGAGACCUUCUUGGGAGACACAGAAGAAAGCCCUGAGGACUCUUCAGGACGCAAAAAGUCAAAGCUGAAGUUAAUAAAAUCACGUCUCUUUGGGAAAAGCAAGAAAGGACAAACAAGUAGAAAACUGAGCCAGUCUGCCAGUGAUAUCACAGAUGCGGAGGCACUUGGAUCCAAUGAAGAUCUAGUAUGUAAUCCAGCAGCUAUGGGAUCGCGAGCAUUUUCUCAUGACAGCAUCUUUUUGGCUGACCAUGCCUUAACAGAAGCUGAACCAACCAGAGUUUUAUCCCAGGAGAAUGUUCACUUCAAAAUCAAAGCACUACAGGAGAAGUUACAACAACAAAAGUUUAAUUUGGGGCCACCACCUCAGAUUACUCCCAGCAAAUAUUCAGAAGAUCAAACUGUUCGCUCAGAAGAAGAUGUCCACAACGAAUCAGAGAUGACAGAGAGGCCCAUAACAACACAGGACCAUCUAAAUAAGGUUUUAUCCCAAAUGUCCUCUAAUCCUAUGCUGCUCACCACUAAACCAGUGCCAACCAAACCUUCUCCAAAAACGUCUCCUAUCGAGGAGACACCACUAGACUUCAGCUCUCCAGCGCAGUUCACCUCCAGCUUAGAUACCUCAGCUGCCCGCCACCGCCUGUCUGUUAAACCCCGAAACCAGCGGGCCAGCUCAAAGAAGAGAGUCUCCACUGUUGACUCCACAGCUCUAACAUUUGACCCAAACGACUCAGAAACACUUAAAGAGGAGAAUGAACAGCCCGUUGUCCAAGAAGAGCCAACAAGUGAAAUUGUGAAUACAAAGGUGAAUGAAACUACAUCAGUGGAAUCAGAACCCACAAAGCCUGAGCCAUCACCGAAGCCGUCUAGCAUUGUUUCUCCGCAAAAAGACAUUUCUAUUCUUGGGAAAAUGCCCACAGUGUCCGCUCAGAUUCUUCGGCCAAAAGCUAACAGACCUGCAGAUGUAAUUCCCCGGCCACACUCAUCUUGUAUUGUGUCAGAAGCAAAGGGAACGCCUUACAGCUCUGGAAAUUUUGACAUACAAUUUUUGAGGGAUACACAAAACAAGACUUGGGCUACUAAUAUGAAGUCUAAAACAAUGUCCUCUGACCAGCCAGCUGUGAGUACAGGAAUAGCAUUACGGCCUACAGUUGAGUUAGACAGGACAUCAGCAAUUAAGAGACCUCUCCCUGGCUCUGGUUCCUUUCAUUUGUCUGCUUCUAAUAGGAAGGAAGAGGAGGAAAGGCCACGUUCAGGCAGUUUUACUGGGGUUCGUGAACAUGCUUGGAUAAAAACAGGAGGGAAAAAAAUGGACCCCUCUCCAAAUGUAAGCCCUAAAGUGGAUUUAAAACCUGGUGGGGUUCCCCUUAGAAUGGGAAGAGAAGAAACAUGGAUGAUAAAGGAUAGUCUUAGAAAGGUAGAAACAGUGAAACCGUCUAGAAACAAACUCACAGACACAGGUGAUCAUUCUGACACAGCAAAGGAGGCAGAGGAGGAAGAAGCAAAGACAACAUUUGGUGUUAAACUGCGGUCCACAUCUCAGUCUGUGAGGCUGAGGCCAGAAACGGCUUCAAAUGAAUGUUUAAAGUUAGCAGUGACUGAGGAAAAACAACAUAAACAAGACACAAGUAAUAAUACUGACCUAUUGUCUACAAAAGCCACCACUGCAGAAACCAAGUACGAUGUAUCUACAGCCCCAUCUGCACCCAGUGUCCCAACCAAACAAACAGCCCCUGCUCCUGUUAACACCCCACUGGUUUGUGCUGAGGCCCAGCCCUCACAAGCUAAAGGUUUCCCCCAGGCCCCUCAGGGGCCCCAGCCUCAAGCCUCUUCAACAGAAGUGUCCUGGAUGAGUAUGGCCAUGGAAAAGACUAGAAAUCUUCAAAAUCUUUUUACAAGUAAAUUUCCCAAAGAUCUCACUGGAGGGCAGACUGCAGUUUGUUCACAUAAAAUACAAGUUCAAACAUCAAAUCUAGCACAAACAGACACACAAAGAUUGGAUGCAAAAAGUACAAAUCAGCCAUUAAGCAAUGUCUCUGCAACUGAAGCAGUGGAACACAAACCCCCAGCACAAACUGUAAAGCCUUUACUACCUACAACCACAGCACAGCAGAACUCAUCAGCAUCUCCUUUUAGAGAAAGUCAAAUAUCAAAACCAACAGUGUCACAGCCAGUGUCAACAGAGGCAGUCACCCACUCUGUAGCUCAGGGCAAUAUAUGGACCAGUCAGUCUCCUCUGCGCUCUGUUCGACAGGUAGAAAGCACAUCACAGGGCAGUCCCUCCAGUCCUCACAGCACAUCUCAGCCGCCCCUCUGGAGCACUCGCAGUCUGCGCUCUACAGGUCUAACAGUGACUCAGGAUACCACUGCUAAUACUAAGACCAGCACAGCUCCUUUGGAAGAGACGGAGGGUCAGUCAGUUUGGGGUGCAUCAGUGAGUAAGAAAGCGGCUUUUUUGGAGAAAAGAGCUGAGUGGACAUCUUCACCAGUGGAAAUAAAAAGUGAGACAUUAGUCACCAAAGAGGCAAAAGCAGAGACUAGGCAUACAGUGUCAAACCCUAAAAGGAUCCCAGAGAGGCCAAAAGAAGAAAAAUGGAUUCGAAAAACUGCUGAUCCUUCCCCUGCUCCAUCAUCUUCUCCUACCCUGUCCUCUACCCUACAGUCUAUGUCUGACAGUGGAGAACUGUCCUGGAUAGAGCUUGCAAAAAGAAAAUCAAUGGCUUGGAGUGAUAAGACCAUGGACUUAUGAUAGCUGAACUGUACUGGGGAUAUUUAAAAGUAGCAAUAUCUUCUUUACUAGUAAAUGUUUCAAAAGUAUUUUAUACAAUGUAACAUUU